AGAAUACAAAUGUUGUUGGCAGACGAUGUAUUUCGUAGCAGCGUUAACUCAGAAGUUUUAUUUGCUGAAAAUAGGUGUGACGGUGAAACAGACAUAGUUCCUGAUGUAUUUGCUUUCUUGAAGGAUUAGCAUUGUUAAGCCAGUAAAAUGUCAAAGUGGGCUCCAGUGAAAAAACUAGUGAAAAAUACAAAUGUUAGUCUCAGUGAAAGGAGAGAGAGUGCUGUAGCAGUAUUGCGUAACCGCAGAAGAGUCACUAGUGGACAAGUUACAAUAUUGGAAAGUGAAAAUAAAGCCAAACUUCAGCGUGAAACAAGAAAAAAUCGACUUGAUAAUGGACAUAGAUUGCUUAUUCAUAAUACAGCUAACCAUCUUGAAUUGGAUGAAGCAGCUGUGGAAGAAUUCAUUCUUGAUUCAGAAGAGCAUUUAGCUUUGCUUGAAAAGUUCUUUUCACCAAAUGGAGAUCGAGCACUCAAGUUUUAUUACCAAGAAGCAAAGAUUCCUGCAAUAUGUGAAUGUGGACGUUUGUAUCCUGGUUCUCGAAGGGAAGCAAACACAAUGCGUGUACUAUUAACAACUGGAUCCACGAUUCCUUUGACUGGCAUUUGUAUUUAUUAUCUGAGAUUGAAACCAAAUGUUGCUCUGAAUGCAGACAAUAUCUUUGAUGAAGUGUAUUUUGGAAUACUAACUAAGCAUCCAGAAAGAGGCUUACUUGGAAGCUUUGAAUUUGCACUAAAAUCUAUCUAUGAACCAGCAUUGAAUAAGGUACAAUCUCAGUGGGGCGAACUGAAUUCAACACACGGCAAACAAAUCAGGAAGGACUUUCUUUUAAACUAUGAAAGUUUCAUUCAGUACCUUCGAAGUGCUCAGGUCCAUGCAUUUGAAAUCGUACAACUUGAGGAACUGAAUAAUGAAAAGGUUUGCUUGAAGAAAAUGAAGACAAUUGGCGAUUGUGUGCUGAUGGCUGCCAACCCAGAAAUUGUGUCAAUCUUGGAAGAUAUUGCCACAGUUUGGUGCAAACAGAUUGAGCAGAUUUUGGUUGAAAGUGAUCAAGUGAGGAGGGAAGCUGAUGACACAGGACCACUGGCCGAACUGGAACACUGGCGGCAGCUGACGGCACGCUUCAGUUCUCUGCUGGAACAGAUCAAGAGUCACAAGUGUCGUAUGGUGAUCAACACUAUCCACAUUGCUAAUUGCAAGAUACUCAAGAAAUGGAAGGAGCUUGACAAGCGGGUUACAGAUAAUGCAAAUGAAGCUAAAGAUAAUGUGAAAUAUCUGUACACAUUGGAGAAGUACUGUACUCCUCUAUACAGAUGUGAUCCAGUGUCAAUGUUGGAUGCAUUGCCAGGUUUGAUGAAUGCCGUGCGAAUGAUUCACAGCAUCUCUCACUACUACAACACCUCUGAGAGAAUGACCUCAUUGUUUAUAAAGGUCACAAACCAAAUGGUGAAGGCAUGCAAGUUGUAUAUUGUGGAAGAUGGAUUGUAUCCUAUCUGGGAACAGCCAUACAAUGAACUAGUUGAAAAAUUGAACCAUUGUUUGAAACUCUACAAAACAUACCAGCAUCUUUUUCACAAAACAAGGAAAAGGAUUGAACAGACCCCAGGAGAAAGGCCAUUUGAAUUCUCAGAGAUGAAUAUCUUUGGCAAGUUUGACUCGUUUUGCAGAAGGCUUGAGAAGAUCAUAAAAUUGCUGGAGUAUAUUGAUGCCUACUCCACUAUUGGUGUGUCAAAGAUUGAAGGCCUUGAACCAUAUGCAUCUCGUUUCCAACACUUGUUUGGCAUCAUAAAAAAAAAGACAUACGACAUUCUAGAUCAGAGGAAAGUUGACUUUGAUAAUGACUUUGAGGAUUUCUGCAGACAAGUUAGUGAACUUGAGCAUGGAAUCCAGUUAUUCAUGGAUUCAAAUUUUCAUAAAGUGAAGUCAACUACCAAGGCACUGGAGCUCAUAGAAAGAUUUGAGAAGCUGAAUAUUUCAAAGCUGAACAUCAGAGAAAAAUACCAUGUGAUUUUGGUCAGAUAUGGGGAAGAAGUGGAUCACAUAAGAGAGCUGUAUGAAAAGAACAAAGAUAACCCUCCUGUUGCUCGCAACAUGCCACCAAUAAGUGGUAAAAUCAACUGGGUUAGACAGCUGUUGUAUCGUCUUUUUGGACCAAUGGAAAUAUUCAAGAUUCGUCCACCAUGUCUGUUUACUUAUGAAGGCAAAAGGAUUGUUCGAAACUUCAACAGAAUUGCGCGAGUUCUCGUACAAUAUGAAAUAUUGUACCAUUCUGCCUGGUUCCAAUCUGCCGAACUUGCUUUCAAAUAUCUUCAGGUGCCAGUGUUGGUCUAUCAUCCCAUCACAAACGAACUGGUUAUGAACUUUGAGCCUUACCUCCUCGAGGUUAUGAAGGAGGCUGACCACAUGCUGAAACUCAACUUGGAGGUUCCACAUACAGCCAAACUGUUGCUAGUCCGAGGCGAUAAUUUGCGAAAUAAUGUUGCUGAAAUGCAGAUGUUGCUGAGUGAGAAAUCGACCCUGUUUGAUUCAAUAUCAUACAGCUUGCAUGUUCUUCUUGGACCUGCCAUGAAGAAAGUAGAAGCAGCUUACAAAGCUGGUCUCGUCUCCUACACUUGGACAUCUCUCAAUCUUCCAAACUUCUUUUCCAAAAUAAGGACAGAACUUCACGAGCUGAAAAUAAUUGUUAAGCAGGUGAAAGAUUUGAAGGAUACACACAUCAUGAAAAUUCUGCAAGAUAUCAGUAACACUAUGCUGUACGACCUUCCAGAAGUGCUUCCAUGUAAACUGAGUGUAAUCCUCAAACAUAUGACGGACUACUCGAAAGUAGUGGCUGGGGAUCUGAACCGGAUGAGCCAGAUCAUAAAGAAUGCUGUAGUUGACCUUAUUUCCCUGUUUUACACUCUGGCCGGAGUUAAUGAAGAGGAACAGCAUCCAGAGGAUCAACAAGCAGAUCGCCAUCCAGAUCCCCAAUCGGAUCCCCAGUCAGAUCCCCAAUCAGAACCUCAGUCAGAAAAACAUGUUGCUCCCCAUGCAGAUCUUCAUUCAGCUACGAGCACCAUUCCAGAGGUUGGUUUGACAUUUGAAGAAACACGCAUGACACCAGAACAGAUGAUCAAAGAGGCGUGCGAGGAGUUCUUUGAUUCUUGCAACCAGAGACUUCAGGAUGCUCUGCUACAUGCUACUAAAUGCUCCUUAGAUUCUUUGAAAAAGAGAAUUUCCUUGAGUCUACAUCGAGCAAUGUUGACAGUGUUUGAUGAGGGUCUCCCUCAACAAGAAGAAAUAUCUCCAGUAUUUCUAUGCGAUAUUGUUUUGGCUAUACCACAAGUUGUAAUGCAGCCAAGUCUUGAUGAGGUCCAGGUCGUUAUUAACGCUGCCACUCAGUUAAUUGUAAAAAUUAGUAGAGAUGUUCAGGUGUGGAAACAUGGAAAACAUGGCCUGUCGUGGCUUUUGAAGAACAAAGGUGCAGCCGAAGACAGUGACUCAUCGUUGGUAGAAGUCGUAUCUUAUCAAAAAGAAAAUUACUACAAAAGUCUUGCUGAGAACCAGGAUCUAAACAAGUUCAUGAGUAUGUUGUCAUCGGUGACUGGAAUGCUGAGGAAUGAAGUUAACGCAUCAAUGAAAAGCUAUUAUGACUUUUCUUUCCUCUGGGCUGAAGGUCGAGAAGAAGCAGUUGCUGAAUUUGUUGCAAGUGAUCCUUCACUUUCUGAUUACAAAGAAAAACUGGACACAUUUAAGGAAGUAGAAGAAGCUAUUGAUGAAAUACCUCUGUCUAAGAUUGUUGGUCCUUUCGAACUCCUUACAGAAUCAUUAAAACUGGGCCUGAAGGUUGAAAUCAAAGCCUGGAAGCGGCUGUAUGGAAAUGAACUUGCUGUUGUAUACCGCAAAAAGAUGGAUGAUAUUCUGGAGUUUGUGGAGGAUUACAACAAACGCUUGAUACGUCCUGUAAGAGAUUUGGAAGAUGUCCGACAAGUCAUGGAAGCACUGUCAGUUGUUCGAGAUAAUUAUAUCCAGAUGGAUAUGACUUUAGGACCAAUAGAGGAAGCCUACAUGAUGUUGUCUGAGUUUGAGAAAAGUGUGUCAAAAGAGGAAAAUGACAAGGUGGACACAGUUCGUUACUCAUUUGAGAUGCUACUCAAUAAAGCUACUCAAACCCAAGACAAACUGAUAACAGUACAACCCACGUUCAAGACAGAACUUUUGACAGCGGUUGAAACCUUCUACAAAGAUGUUGACAGUUUCUCGGAAAAAUAUGAGUCUGCUGGUCCAAUGUCACCAGGUAUAUCACCUACUGAAGCCAAUGACAGACUCAUAGUCUUCCAGAGCCAGUUUGAUGAUUUGUGGGGUAAAUACAAAACCUACUCCUCUGGAGAACAGCUGUUUGGGCUCUCAGUCACAGAUUAUCCAGUACUGGACAAGAUCAGAAAGGAGCUCAACUUGUUGCAGAAACUAUACGGUCUCUACACGACAGUGAUGACAGUGAUUAAUGGCUACUUUGAUAUUCUGUGGGAGGAUGUGGACAUUGAUAAAAUAAACAUGGAAAUGACUGACUUACAACUUAGAAUCCGACGUCUGCCCAAAGGAUUAAAAGACUGGCAGGCCUUCUUAGAUCUAAAGCAGAAAAUAGACGACUUCAGUGAGUCUUGUCCUCUCCUCGAGUUGAUGUCAAACAAAGCAAUGAAAGAAAGACACUGGGAUCGUAUAGCUGCGCUCACUGGCCAUACUUUUGACUUGGACUCGGAUGGAUUCUGUCUUCGAGACAUAAUGAAAGCACCACUGCUGCCAUAUAAAGAAGAAAUUGAGGAUGUGUGCAUUGCUGCUGUUAAAGAAAAAGAUAUAGAAUCCAAAUUGAAGAGUGUCAUUUCUGACUGGAAUAACCGAAAUCUUAGCUUCUCUACCUUCAAAUCUCGUGGAGAACUUCUCUUAAGAGGGAUUGAGACGGCAGAAAUUGUUUCCAUGCUGGAGGAUAGUUUGAUGAUCUUGAGCUCUCUGAUGAGCAACAGAUACAAUACUCCAUUCAAGAAGAACAUCCAGCUAUGGGUUGCUAAUCUGUCGAACACAAAUGACAUUUUGGAGAACUGGCUGGUUGUUCAGAACAUGUGGGUUUAUCUCGAGGCCGUCUUCGUUGCAGGAGACAUUGCCAAGCAGCUGCCACAGGAGGCAAAACGGUUUAAUAACAUUGACAAAUCCUGGUGCAAGAUCAUGGUACGAGCUCACGAGAUUAUCAACGUUAUACAGUGCUGUGUGGGCGAUGAAACUCUUGGUCAACUGCUGCCACACCUACUGGAGCAGCUGGAGCUUUGCCAGAAGUCACUCACAGGGUAUCUUGAAAAGAAGCGUCUCGUUUUCCCCAGAUUUUUCUUCAUAUCUGAUCCUGCACUGCUUGAAAUUCUUGGACAAGCUAGUGAUUCACACACAAUUCAGCCACAUCUACUCAGCAUCUUUGAGAAUGUCCAUAGGGUGGAAUUCCAUGCAAAAGAAUAUGACAGGAUUCGUUCUGUUGUUUCCAAAGAGGGAGAAAAGAUAAUGCUUGAAAAAAAUGUUGUAGCUAAAGGACAUGUUGAGGUGUGGCUUGGAGCCUUGUUGAAAGAACAGAAAAGGUCAUUGCAUGCCGUUAUCAGGGAUUGCAGUAUGUCCGUUAAUGCUCCAGAGUUUGUUUUACUGGAAUUCUUGCAGAACUACCCUGCACAGGUUGGUUUGCUUGGCAUUCAGAUGCUGUGGACUCGUGAUGCGGAAGAAGCACUUAAAUCUUCUAGAUUUGACAAGAAAAUAAUGUCCACAACCAACCAGUCAUUUUUGAGUCUUCUAAAUAUUCUGAUUUCACAAACUACACAUGAUCUCUCAAAGGUUGACAGAGUCAAGUACGAGACACUGGUCACGAUACAUGUGCAUCAGAGGGACAUCUUUGAUGAUUUGGUGAAGAUGCACAUCAAGUCCGCAACAGAUUUUGAGUGGUUAAAGCAGGUCAGGUUUUACUUCAAAGAAGACACCAACUUGUGUGUUGUACAGAUUACUGAUGUGGAGUUCAUUUAUCAAAAUGAGUUUCUCGGCUGCACUGAAAGACUUGUCAUCACACCACUGACUGACAGAUGUUACAUCACAUUAGCUCAAGCCCUGGGCAUGUCUAUGGGUGGUGCACCUGCUGGGCCAGCCGGGACAGGGAAAACCGAAACCACUAAGGAUAUGGGAAAAGCUCUUGGAAAGUAUGUUGUGGUCUUCAACUGUUCCGACCAGAUGGACUUCAGAGGUCUUGGACGCAUCUACAAAGGUUUGGCUCAGUCUGGAUCAUGGGGAUGCUUUGACGAGUUCAACCGUAUUGAUUUGCCUGUGCUGUCCGUUGCAGCACAGCAAAUCUACAUUGUGCUGAUGGCCAAGAAAGACCGAAAGAAGGAGUUCAUUUUCACUGAUGGUGACUUAGUGGCUAUGGAUCCAGAAUUUGGAAUUUUCAUCACAAUGAAUCCGGGUUAUGCUGGUCGGCAAGAAUUACCAGAAAACUUGAAAGUGCUAUUCAGAACAGUUGCCAUGAUGGUUCCUGAUAGACAAAUCAUUAUUCAAGUAAAGCUUGCCAGUUGUGGUUUCAUAGAAAAUAACACUCUUGCCCAGAAGUUCUAUACACUUUACAAACUUUGUGAAGAACAGUUGUCCAAACAGGUUCACUAUGAUUUCGGCCUUAGAAACAUCCUGUCUGUAUUGCGUACACUAGGCGCAGAGAAGCGGGCUCGUCCAAACGACACAGAGAGUACAAUUGUUAUGAGAGGUUUGAGGGAUAUGAAUCUGUCAAAACUGGUGGAUGAAGAUGAGCCUUUGUUUAUGAGUCUCAUUGAUGAUUUGUUUCCUGGCAUCAAACUGGAUGCUGCCACCUAUGUUGAUCUUCAAAUUGCCAUUGAAAAACGGGUGGAGGAAGCUAAACUCAUCAAUCAUCCUUCCUGGAAUCUUAAAGUUAUACAGCUAUUUGAGACUCAGAGAGUCCGACAUGGUAUGAUGGUAUUGGGACCUAGUGGUGCUGGCAAAACAUGCUGUAUUCAUACUCUGAUGAAAGCAAUGUCCGAUACUGUGGCACCUCAUCGUGAAAUGAGGAUGAACCCAAAAGCCAUCACAGCACCUCAAAUGUUUGGUCGUCUUGAUGUUGCGACAAAUGACUGGACAGAUGGCAUUUUCUCAACUCUGUGGAGGAGGACUCUUAAAGCCAAGAAAGGAGAACAUGUCUGGCUGUUGCUAGAUGGGCCAGUGGAUGCCAUUUGGAUUGAGAAUCUUAACUCUGUGCUGGAUGACAACAAAACGUUGACUCUUGCUAAUGGUGAUCGGAUCCCCAUGGCCGCCAACUGCAAGAUUGUCUUUGAAGUGCACAACAUAGACAAUGCCUCUCCAGCCACUGUAUCCAGAAAUGGUAUGGUCUAUAUGAGCAGUUCGGCUCUUGAUUGGAGACCUAUUCUACAGGGUUGGUUGAAAACCAGGAAUGCAAAUGAAUCGGAUAUAUUGUUGAAUCUGUUUGACAAUAUAUUUGCUGACCUGCAUGAGUUUGUUGAUGUUUCACUAAUGCCUAAGAUGAAAGUUCUGCAGUGUAACUACAUCAGACAGGCAUGUGAUCUCCUAGAUGGCCUGAUAUCGAUCGAUGACCCGAAAUCGGCACAGUACUCGGCUAAGCAUCUUGAGCAGCUGUUCAUCUUUGCGCUGAUGUGGAGUUUGGGAGCCCUGCUGGAGCUUGAUGACCGGGAGAAGAUGGAGCAAUUUAUUCUGAGUCACGAAUCCAAGUUCAAACACCCACCUGUUGAGGAGGGUGAAACCAUGUUUGAAUAUCUGGUUGAUGAACAAGGAUCAUGGGUUCAUUGGUAUAGCAGGGUGGAGGAUUACAUCUACCCUUCUGACAAGGUGCCUGAGUUCACUUCAAUUCUCAUUCCCAAUGUUGACAAUGUGCGGACAAAUUUCCUCAUUGACACCAUUUCCAAACAAUACAAGGGUGUUCUGCUUAUUGGAGAGCAAGGUACGGCAAAGACAGUGAUGAUUAAGGCAUUCAUGAAUCAUUAUGAUCCUGAUGUGCAUCUUGCAAAGAGCUUCAAUUUCUCAUCAGCUUCUACACCUAUGAUGUUCCAGCGGACAGUUGAAAGCUUUGUAGAAAAGAGAAUGGGAACCACAUACGGUCCUCCUGGUGGGCGGAAGAUGACUAUUUUCAUAGAUGAUAUCAACAUGCCCAUCAUCAAUGAAUGGGGAGACCAGAUUACAAAUGAGAUUACCCGGCAAAUGAUGGAAAUGAAGGGAAUGUACAGUUUGGACAAACCUGGGGACUUUCUUUCCAUUGCAGACGUGCAGUUCCUUGCUGCCAUGAUUCACCCCGGUGGAGGCAGAAAUGACAUUCCACAGCGAUUGAAACGCCAUUUCUGCAUCUUUAACUGCACCCUGCCAUCAAACAAAUCCAUUGACAGGAUAUUUGGCAUCAUUGGUGAAGGAUAUUUCUGUCCUGAACGCUUCAACCAAGAAGUGUGUGACUGUGUUAAACUACUUGUGCCUGCUACAAGAGUCCUUUGGCAAAAAAUAAAGACGAAAAUGUUGCCCACUCCAGCUAAGUUUCACUACAUUUUCAACUUGCGAGAUCUCUCUCGCAUAUGGCAAGGAAUCCUGACCAUCACCGGUGAAGAAUGUAAAGACCAAAUCAUGGUGUUGGCUUUGUGGAAACAUGAAUGCACAAGAGUCAUUGCAGACAGAUUCACUAAUGAAAAGGACAAACGUUGGUUUGAAGUUGCCCUAAAGAAUACAGUGGCCUCUGAAAUUAGUGAAGAUUUGGUUAACCAACUCCAUGAAGAGCCUUACUUUGUCGACUUUUUGAAAGAUGCGCCUGAAGCCACAGGCGAGGAAGAUGAUGAUGCCACGUUUGAAGCUCCCAAAAUCUAUGAAAUGAUGCCCAGCUAUGAAUUCAUACUUGAAAAGCUACGAUGUUUCACCACGCAGUACAAUGAAUAUAUCCGAGGUGGGAAUCUUGAUCUGGUGUUCUUCAAGGAUGCUUUGGUUCAUUUAAUGAAGUUGUCACGGAUAAUUCGUACUCCACGAGGUGCUGCGUUACUCGUGGGUGUCGGUGGAUCUGGCAAGCAGUCACUAACUCGACUUACUUCAUUUAUUGCUGGAUACAAAAUAUUUCAAAUAACAUUGACCAGAUCAUACAAUACUGGAAACCUGCUGGAUGACUUAAAAUACCUGUACCGUGUGGCAGGGAGUGAAGGACAUGGCAUCACUUUUCUCUUCACAGACAAUGAAAUCAAGGAUGAGUCUUUUCUCGAAUACCUUAAUAACAUGCUCAGUUCUGGAGAGAUCUCCAAUCUGUUUGCCCGAGAUGAGAUCGAUGAGAUAACGCAAGACUUGAUUCCUGUUAUGAAAAAAGAGUUUCCCCGCAGACCACCCACACAAGAAAACCUCUAUGACUACUUCAUAUCUCGUUCCAGGAACAAUCUGCAUGCAGUUCUCUGUUUUUCACCUGUCGGGGUAAAGUUCCGUACGAGAGCGCUAAAGUUUCCUGGACUGAUCUCUGGCUGCACGAUGGACUGGUUCAGCAGGUGGCCGCGGGAUGCUCUGGUGGCUGUGUCAGGACACUUCCUCAAUGCAUUUACGAUGCAGACUACAGACGCCAUCAAAAAAGAAAUUGUCAAUACCAUGGGUAUUAUUCAUGACAACGUUGCAGCCACAUGUGUAGAAUACUUUGAAAGGUUUCGCCGCCAAACACAUGUGACUCCCAAGUCAUAUCUUUCCUUCUUGAAUGGCUUUAAGACUGUUUACUCGGAAAAGUUAAAAGAAAUUGCUGAAUCAGUUGAGAGGAUGAACACUGGACUGGACAAGCUCAUUGAAGCGACCGUGUCUGUGGAUCAACUAAGUAAAGAGCUUGUCGUGAAAGAAAAAGAUCUGGAAGUGGCCAAUGCAAGAGCUGAUGAGGUUUUGACUGAAGUAACAGUGAGUGCUCAAGCUGCAGAGCAUGUUAAAAUUGAGGUUGAGAAAGUCAAAGACAAAGCGCAAAAAAUUGUGGAUGGAAUUAACGUGGAGAAAGCUGUUGCACACGAGAAGUUGGAAGCUGCUAAACCAGCUUUGGCAGAGGCUGAAGCUGCUCUUCAGACCAUCAAACCAUCUGACAUUGCCACCGUGAAGAAACUGGGAAAACCACCUCACCUGAUCAUGAGAAUCAUGGACUGUGUCUUGCUACUGCUGCAAAAAAAGAUCGACCACUUGCAGAUGGACCCGGACCGGCCCUGUCCAAAACCGUCUUGGAGUGAAUCACUAAAGUUAAUGGCCGGGGCAUCUUUUCUAACAACUCUGAUGAACUUUCCAAAUGAUUCGAUCAAUGCGGAGACUGUGGAGUUGCUUGAUCCAUAUCUAGGUAUGGAAGACUACAACAUGGAAACGGCCAAAAGGGUCUCAGGAAAUGUGGCUGGUCUCCUCGCUUGGACCAAAGCUAUGUGUGUUUUCUAUGAAAUUAACAAGGACGUGUUGCCACUCAAGACAAACUUGGCCAUGCAAGCAGCCAAGUUAGAAGUGGCUCAAAAGGAACUACAUCAUGCCCAGUGUUUGCUGGAUGAGAAACAAAAGGAAUUGGAUGCUGUGCAAGCUGUCUACGAGGCAGCCAUGAGAGAAAAACAGGAACUAAUGGAUGAUGCUGAAAACUGCCGCCGCCGUAUGGGUGCUGCUUCUGCAUUGAUUGGUGGAUUGGCAGGAGAGAAAAUAAGAUGGACAGACCAGUGUAUCGAGUUUAAAGCCCAAAUAGAAAGACUUGUUGGAGAUGUCUUGUUGUGUACGGGAUUCUUGUCCUACUCUGGUCCAUUCAACCAAGAGUUCCGCACCAAGCUAAUAUCAGACUGGAAUAAGGAGAUGAGCACUCGAAAUAUUCCACACACCCGAAAUAUUAACCUUAUUGGCAUGCUUGUUGAUAAUCCAACUAUCUCCGAGUGGAAUAUUCAAGGCCUUCCUAAUGAUGACUUAUCAAUACAGAAUGGAAUCAUUACAACAAAGGCCUCACGAUAUCCUCUGCUUAUCGACCCACAAGGUCAGGGGAAAACCUGGGUUAAAAACAGAGAAAAGGAAAAUGAUUUACAGGUAACCUCACUGAAUCACAAAUAUUUCCGAACCCACUUGGAAGACUGUCUGUCACUGGGACGUCCUUUGUUGAUAGAGGAUGUUGAAGAAGAACUCGAUCCAGCCCUUGACAAUGUUCUUGAGAAGAACUUCAUCAAAUUGGGCACCACUCUUAAGCUUAAAGUUGGCGAUAAGGAGAUUGAUAUAAUGAAAGGCUUUUACUUAUACAUCACUACAAAGCUGCCAAAUCCAUCAUAUUCACCUGAGGUUAGUGCCAAAACAUCCAUUAUUGACUUCACAGUGACCAUGAAGGGUUUGGAAGAUCAGCUGCUUGGACAUGUUAUUCUCAAAGAAAAAAUUGAACUGGAAGAGGAAAGGGUAAAAUUGGUGAAAGACGUGACUGCCAAUAAACGGAAAAUGCAAGAGUUAGAAGACAACUUACUUUAUAAGCUGACCAGUAUACAGGGAGCUCUAGUUGAUGACGAAUCACUUAUCGAAGUGCUGACCAACACGAAAAUUACUGCAGCAGAGGUCAGUGAGAAACUGACCAUAGCAGCUGAGACUGAAAUCAAGAUCAACGAGGCACGAGAAGAAUUUAGACCAGUUGCCGCCCGAGGUAGCAUUCUGUACUUUUUGAUCUGUGACAUGAGCAUGGUGAAUAACAUGUACCAGCUGUCUCUCAACCAGUUCCUUGGAUUAUUUGACAAUUCCAUGACUAAAUCUAAGAAGAAUCCCUUAGCAAGCAAACGAAUUGGUAAUAUCAUGAAUUACCUGACGUACGAGGCAUUUUGCUACACUUGCCGUAGCUUGUACGAAGAGCAUAAGUUUCUCUUCACUCUUCUGAUGGCUCUGAAGAUGGACCUGCAGAAAGGCGCCAUAACGAUUUCAGAAUUCCAAAUAUUAGUCAAGGGUGGUGCUGCACUUGAUCUUAAUGCUGUUGCCCCUAAACCUUGCAAAUGGAUCUCAGAUAUGACUUGGCUCAAUUUAGUACAGCUUAGCCAUCUUAGACAGUUUUCAGAGAUUCAGAACCAGGUUGAAAGACAUGAAAGGGACUGGAAAUCUUGGUUUAGCUCUGAUAUACCAGAAGAGGAAAUAAUUCCUGAUGGAUAUUCUUCUGCCUUGGAUGCAUUGAGAAAGCUUUUACUUAUUAGAUCUUGGUGCCCGGAUAGGACUAUAGCUCAGGCCCGGAAGUACAUCGCCAGCUCUAUAGGUGACAUCUUUGUUGAGCCUGUCAUUCUGGAUCUGGAGAAGAUGUGGGAUGAAAGUUCGCCAAAUAUUCCUCUUGUCUGUCUGCUGUCCAUGGGAUCCGAUCCAACCAGUGAGAUCGAGUUGCUAGCUAAGAAACAGCACAUGGAGUUCAAAGCAAUCUCAAUGGGACAAGGACAAGAAGUUCAUGCCAGAAAGUUGUUAGCCCAGUUUUUCCAUGAAGGGGGCUGGGCCCUGUUGCAGAAUUGUCAUUUGAGUCUUAAUUUUAUGACUGAGUUUCUGAAGCUGAUGACUGAAACACCUCAAAUGCAUAACGAUUUCCGUGUGUGGAUUACAACCGAGGUUCACCCUAACUUCCCCAUCAGUUUGCUUCAGAUUUCUAUCAAAUUCACCAAUGAGCCACCCCAAGGUAUCAAGGCUGGUCUCAAGCGGACAUACAAUGGCAUCACUCAGGAAUUCCUGGAUAUCAUCAACAUGCCACAGUGGAAACCAAUGCUCUAUGCAGUGUCCUUUUUGCACACCGUUGUACAAGAAAGAAGAAAAUUUGGUCCUCUGGGCUGGAACAUUCCUUAUGAAUUCAACACUUCUGACUGGACUGCAAGUGUGCAGUUCAUUCGCAAUCAUCUUGACGAUACCGACAUCAGAAGGGGUGUUUCUUGGACAACAGUUCGAUACAUGCUUGGUGAGGUACAGUAUGGAGGUCGAGUCACAGAUGAUUAUGACAAAAGACUGCUCAAUACUUUUGGAAGGGUAUGGUUUGGAGACUUCAUGUUCCACAAUUCGUUUCAGUUUUACAAAGGCUACAAGAUUCCACAGUAUCAAUCAAUUGACGACUACAUGAUUUUUAUCGAAGAUCUCCCAGUGCUUGACUCACCAGAGGCACUCGGACUCCAUGCCAAUGCCGAUAUCACGUAUCAGACAAACUCUGCAAACCAGAUCCUGGACACGAUCCUCAGUAUUCAGCCCAAGGACUCUGGUGGUGGCAGUGGAGAGACGAGAGAGAGUGUCGUUUACAAAUUAGCAGACGAUAUGCUCGAGAAAUUACCACCAGAUUAUGUGCACCAUAAGGUGCUGGAUCAGUUGAAGAAAAUGGGAUUACUGCAGCCGUUGAUCAUAUUUCUACGACAGGAGAUUGACCGUAUGCAGAGAGUGAUUACUGCUGUGAGGUCCACACUAACAGACCUGAAACUAGCCAUUGAAGGAACUAUUAUUAUGAGUGAGAGACUCCGUGAUGCCUUGGACAACAUGUUUGAUGCCAAAGUUCCCAGUGUUUGGCGUCAGGUAUCCUGGCAAUCAUCAACAUUGGGAUUUUGGUUCACCGAGUUGCUGGAACGAAACGAACAGUUCAGUUCUUGGAUCAACAGUGGGCGACCCGAUGUAUUCUGGAUGACUGGCUUUUUUAAUCCACAAGGCUUCCUGACCGCCAUGAGACAGGAGGUGACAAGAGCACACAAAGGCUGGGCCCUGGACACGGUCACACUACACAACGACAUGCUGAAGCUGUUCAAGGAGGACAUUGUGACACCACCUUCAGAGGGUGUGUAUGUGUAUGGCCUUUUCCUAGAAGGUGCAAGCUGGGAUAAACGUAACAGUCGUCUGUGCGAGUCGUCGGCCAAGGUCUUGUUUACACCUUUACCAGUGGUCUACAUGUAUGCCAUCAACUCCGUGGCUCCCAAGGACCCCCGCCUGUACCAAUGUCCGGUGUACAAAAAACCGAAUAGAACCGAUCUGACGUUCAUCACCAUUAUCAUCCUAAAGAGCACACAGAACCCAGACCACUGGGUGCUGCGCGGGGUGGCUGCUCUAUGCGACAUAAAGUAGACAACAGUGAUAAAACUAAUUAACAAUGCGCUUUGAAAAAUGUGGUAUAAACAUUACUAAAAUAUACCUUCCUUAGAUGGUAUUAGCAAUAUAUAUUUUAAAAAAUAAAUUUUUUAAAUUAAAAGUGGUGCAAUCACUAGUGUGUCGUAGCCAUAUUAUUACUCGUUAUGUAUUUAAUUUGUUACAUUUAUGAAGAAGAAAAAUGUAUCUGUGUGUACAAGUAGAGUAAAACAUAAGACGAACACCACUGUAUACUGUAUAGGUAAGAUAGAUAUUUUCCUAAAUAAUCCACACAACUAAAACAAAUAAAUUAAAAAAUAUAUAUAUACCGUAUAUUGCUGUGUAUUAGCAGACUCCUUGGAUAAGCCGACCUCUUAGUUUGACCCUAAAUAUCUAGUACAAAAUCAUUGGCCUUGUGUACAAGCCGAAGCCAUCUUUUGUCCAGUUGUAUCGAUUUCAAUAAUACUGUCAACAAAUAGACUUGUGCUUUUCUUGUUCAUUAUAUUUGUUUUCCCUUUAAUUAUUACAAAAACGGUAAUCGUGAUCGCAAUCAAUGCGGCAGUGCUAACAUCUACCAUGCCGUGAAAAAUAAUUUAGAACUGAUGAUAAAGCAUAACAGAAAAAUAAAUAAUUUAAGCUGUAACAACAUAUCACUGCACACAAGUAAUUAAUUUAUUCACUGGACAGCAAAAAGUAAAAUCGUUGAGGCAUGUUUAAUCCACCACCACACACAGAAACAAAAGAUCAUGCGGUCCGUGACUGCAGCUGUUCCCUGUAUAUGGUAUGGUCAUUAAUGAGCUUAAUUUAUUUAUGGCAUUACUUCACAGUUUAAUGCACCCUCCCAACAAAACAAUAUUAGAAAUAUAAUACUUGUUUGAAGAAAAAAUACUGUUUUGUAUUUUAAAUUUGCUAUAUGAAAGACU
Messenger RNA from Gigantopelta aegis, 14990 nucleotides. Its product is annotated as dynein heavy chain 8, axonemal-like. The transcript is spliced from 89 exons. Lineage: Eukaryota; Metazoa; Mollusca; Gastropoda; Neomphalida; Peltospiridae. Gene Ontology annotation, molecular function: minus-end-directed microtubule motor activity; dynein light intermediate chain binding; ATP binding. Bases 148 to 14067 code for a protein of 4639 amino acids. Gene Ontology annotation, biological process: microtubule-based movement. Gene Ontology annotation, cellular component: dynein complex. The record is from RefSeq and is a predicted model, not a curated record.